Hypanus sabinus (Atlantic stingray) is the source of this 5323-nucleotide messenger RNA. It is a transcript of the gene il17rd, whose product is annotated as interleukin 17 receptor D. The transcript has 11 exons. The record is from RefSeq and is a predicted model, not a curated record. Gene Ontology annotation, molecular function: interleukin-17 receptor activity. Bases 1 to 2031 code for a protein of 676 amino acids. Lineage: Eukaryota; Metazoa; Chordata; Chondrichthyes; Myliobatiformes; Dasyatidae.
AUGGCAGCUUGGAGGAAAGUUAGUGUUUUCCUCUUAACUUUGUGCGCUAUUUUCGAGCGCGGGAUCAAGGUGGCUGGCGCCAGGUCCAAGCAGCGGAGUUCGUUGAUCUGCCCUUCAAAGGAUAAUGGAAGGACAUCAGCUGGCUUCCGAUAUGAAGAUUGUUCAUCAAUUGGCAACCUGAAAGGGGAGCAUCCAAUUGACAGAGUCAGAAACUUCUGUUUCAACCAGUUUGUACAAGGUGACCAAGUUGCUGUGAGAUUUCAGUGGAGUCCAAGUCCACUGGGUAUUGAAUAUAUCAGAGGCUUCAAAAUAAUUCUUCAAGAAGCUAAGUCAGUUGGUGCUGGAAAAUCAUGUCAGGCAUUGGUUUUAGAGGAAAGAGAUCAACUCAAGUAUUUCAAUAAAACUCUUGUUUUGAAAUCUCACCCAUUUCGAAGUUUGAAGUUUAAAACACAGUAUAAUGUGACAAUUUUACCAUUUCCCAAUCUUCUGGAAGAAAAUAAUCCUUUUCAGUUUGAGGUCGAUUGCUGGUCUCCAAAGAAUCUAGAUGUCAAUCAGCCAUACCUUUCUACAAAAGUAAAUGCUACUUUUGACUUGGCUCCGUCCAUAUUUGGAUUUAAAGCUUAUCACGUGCGCUGUAAGAUGAACCCUGGUUUCCAUAAGGACAAAAAUAUUUUUGUGGUGACAGAUUCCAGCAAUACCACUGGGAAACAAGUCAAUUUUACAGUGAGGCCAGUGCAUUUCCCUUGGGCUGGUCCAAUUCGAGCAAUUGCCAUUACUGUACCACUAGUGAUUGUGUCUGCAAUUAUCACUCUCUUCACAGUUGUCUGCUGUAAGAAACAACAAAGUCCAGUAUAUUCGGAACUGGAUGAAGAGAAUUCAGAAUCGUCACCGUCUCCACGGUCUAGGCCAAAGGUUUUCAUUUGUUAUUCUAGUAAAGACUGCCAGAAGCACCUCAGUGUCGUUCAGUGCUUUGCAUUCUUCCUACAAGACUUCUGUGGCUGUGAGGUUGCAUUGGAUUUAUGGGAAAAACUGGAAAUCUGCAAGGAGGGGCAAAUGGACUGGCUCAGCCAACAGAUCAUGGAAUCCCAUUACAUCAUUGUUAUUUGCUCAAAGGGAAUGAAGUUCUUUGUUGAAAAGAAGCAACACAAACGUAAUGGCGGCUCUAGAGAUGGUGGGCAAGAGCUUUUCGUUGCCGCUGUUUCCAUGAUAGCGGAGAGACUGCGGCAAGCACGACUACAUUCAGGCAACCCCUCCAAAUUCAUAGCGGUCUACUUUGACUACUCCUGCGAAGCAGACAUUCCUGGCAUCCUAGAUUUGGCGUGCAAAUACAAACUGAUGGAUCAUUUCCCUCAGCUUUAUUCCCACUUACAUGCUCGAGACCACAGCCACCCAGAACAGGACACGUAUGUAGUGAACAUUCGUAAAAGCAACUACUUCAGAACGAAAUCUGGGCGUUCUCUGUACAUAGCCAUAUCUAAUAUGAAACAACUUAUUGAGCAAGAGCCUAACUGGUUUGAGAAGCAGCUGGCGCCGGGCCUACCUCUGCUCCCUCGUCACCAGGGCCCAAUUAGAGCUGACUCUGGGCUCGUUCUGAAUGAGGUAGUUUUUAAACAGCAGGUAACUGACCAUGACUUUCGUUUGAAAACUAUUACCGCCAUCACUCCAGUUAAUACAGUGUCUUAUUCAAUAAUUCAGCAUUUGGGCAGUACUGAGGAUGCGGACAGUUCCGACCGUCAAGAUGUCAGUUCUUUGCUGAGACCUACGCCACGGAUGGUAGCAGCUGUAAACCUCUCAGAAAUGCCCCGUGACUCGGGAAUAUAUGACUCUUCCAUUCCUUCGUCAGAACUCUCACUGCCUUUAAUGGAUGGUCUGUCUUCAGACCAAGCAGAAACUGGCUCCAUUGCAGACAGUGUCUCCUCAUCCUCGGGGUUAGGGGAAGAUGAUCUGCCUGUUCUCCCAACAAAGUCAACUGUAUCUGGAGUGUGUAAGAUGGAAGCAGACAGACAUGUAGCUGGUGCAGUAACCCUAUAACAUUAUGUAUCACGGGGGAUGCAUUGCCACUUUACCUCUUCAACUUUACAUCCACGAACAAACCAUGCAUUGGCAACUUUUCAACCACGUCGUGAUCUUAAUGUACAAAAAAGAUGAGUCCUCUGUACACUUAACUCACUACAAUGUUUAAAAAAAAACUUACUGAUAUGCAUUGAAGAAAUAUUGAUUUAAUACACCGUCCUUUCAGACUGAGUAGGAUCGGAGUUUGAUUGCAGAGUUUAAAAUAUCAUUGUGUUGUCUCAAAUGUUCUUUUAAAUGCAUAAUAAGUGAUAUUUAAUUCUGUAUAUUGAUUAGGGCCAUCACGUAUCUUAAUAUAGUGAUCACUGUGAUCAGUGGAGAGCCAUAUGUUUAAUUGAAGGUUUUCAUUUGCCACUAUUUAAAUCUGUUUCACAAGCUUAUUUAUAUGUCAGCUUAGGGAAUAAAACAAUGGCAAGUUUUGUGAAAUCUCUUAUUGAUCUGAUAAUGCCCAUUAGGUGGAGGCUAUAUUUAACAGCUAGGUUUAGAUCAGCAUUGGACAAAUACCUAUUUAUAGAUAAUGUAUGUUGCAGAUAAUUGCACUACUAUGCCUGCUGGGGAGGUGUAAUUGAAAUUUUAUUUGGACCAAUAAUUUAAAACACCAACUGCCUUCAAUUGAUCUCCUGCUCAAAUCUAUAUUCUGAUUUGACAUUAAGAUUUAAUACAUUUUGAACUUCAUCCAGUUUUACAAUGUUUGAUGUGGUUUAUGGCUAAGCAGAAUGAAGUUUAGAUUUUAACAAAUGUUUAUUGUAGAAUUUUAAGUUGAAUGAUUGUAAAUAGUUUUCAGAUGUGUAAUGUAUUAACUUCCAAAUCUAAUUAAAGGGGCAGUUCUUUGUAUGUGGAUGUUAACCAUUCAAAAAUUUGUUAGAAUAACUCCAACUGCAACACUUCCCUGCUUUUGUCUCUAAUUACACUUCGCUUCCCAUUUUAAAUCCACUUUUCUGUGCACCAGGAGGUGGAAGUGGUAGCUUCAAUGGCAUUAAAAAAGAAGGACUUGGAGUUUAUUAAUGUAUCGGGGUGGGUGGGGAAAAAUUCCCUUCUGUAAUAAUGAAAGUGCACAUUUUAAUUUGAACCCCCACAUUUGAAAAAGGGGGAACUCUGUACCAGAUUUAUCCCGUAACAAAAAUAGCUUUUUUUCUGUUUGCCUUUAAUAUUUGUUUUCCAUGGGAAGUUAUAUUUUGUAAUUGAUAUGUUCAUUAACAAAUGAAAUUCGUGAUGAUUUAUUCUAAAUUACCAUCUUCAGUUGUGGCAGUCAUUGUGACCACGAUGUUAUCUGGAUAAUACAAUUUACAUUUUGUAAGAAUAACUACUUACAGUAUUUGGAGAUGCACUGUAAUUUACUUAAAGAGAUGCCUCUCUUAAUAGUUAAUGGUAUCAGUUUUGUGCAGUCUCUUUGCCUUUUUCGUUCAUGACCUGAAAUCUGGUGUACAUUUGUAUGGAUACCAGGUACCUAUUCCAGCCAAAGCUAACCUACAUUGGCUCUCCCAGCAGUUACCAUUACAAAGACACAAAGUGGUUACAAGAGUUGAGUGUUUGUUUCGUCUCCAUGGCCCAAGUCCUGUCCAUUAAGCCGCUUAAUACGAACUGGAGGUCAGAUCUAGUCCUAAAUACAGAGACUCCUUGAGAUAUUGCAAUGCAUUGUUUAUUAAAGAAAUGACAUAACACUAUAUUUAAAUACAUUUUCAGCUAGUGACAUUUUUGAGGACCAAAGUUUAUUUUAGUGUAGGUCUGCAGUAAAUCUAGAAGAAAUUUGUAGGAGCUGGGAUUUUUGUCGUCUUGAUUAUGUUGACAUUCUGAGGGAUGGGUUCACUACUCUAUUAGACCAAGUGCCUGAGACAUCAAUACAGUGAAGUAUCCUGUAGUGUUAAACAUCAUUUUGUAUUGUAGGAAUUUUGAACACUGCAUUGUCAUUGCUUCUAUAAGCUAAUAAGCCAAAAGUCUUGCUUUGUUAAUUUCCAUAUGGCAUUACUUAAUAUGCCCUCGUACUUAGUUUUGCAGACCAUCUUUGUGAUGUAAUUUUGAUUAUUAUAAAAGACCUUGUAGAGUGCCUUUAUAAACUUAUAAUUACCUGAUGCAUUUUGUAUUUUAAGAGCUAUAAAUUAAGGUGAGUGAGAGAAUUCUCUACCUUUUGUCUUUUUUGUACUGAAAUCUUAAAAAUAAAAAAAGUAAACAAAACACAAGAUUGUUUCCUAAUAAUCAUUCUUUCAUUGGCCAUUUUUGUAAUCUGUUAGUUUGUGAAUGCAGAAUAACUGACUCAGCUGUUUCUUCAAUAUGAAUUUUAUAUUGUAAAUGACAGGUUUUCAGUAUUCGUUAAAUCUCAUUGUGUUGUAUACUGCCAUAACCGGCAUAAGUUUCAUAUCAAAGUUUUAGAAUAGUUUUGAUGUUAGCCCUAUGAGAUUAUGAGUAAAUUGGUUUCUAGACCAUUCCUGACUGUUCAUUUAACAUGCAUGUAGCUUGUAUUUUAGUUACCUUGCAUUUAUUUGUGGAGGGGAAAACUUAAUUGGCAAAUGUAAAGACUGCCUGUCCUGGCAAUGAUCUAGCAAACCAGUCAAGGUUGCUGUGUGUUUUAAAGGUACUUUACUUGGAGUCACAUUCUGGUAAUACAGACACAUUUGAUCAAAUUUACUGUGUAGGCUGGGUGAGGUCAGUUUCUUUUUAUCUAGGGCAUUAGUUUAAGGUUAGGAAUGCAAUAAAACAUAAUUUCUUACUGUUGACUACAACUACAGUUGCAGAUCAUGAAUAACAUUGGCGAUGGAUGUAGACAAUGUCCAAUAAUCACAGUUCUAUACCAUUGAAGGUGACUGACGAAUAGAAGGAGAGUCAAUGAGGGUAACAAUAGGUUGAUUUUGGCAGAUGAACACGUGGCUGAGAAACUGGUGCAGGGGGCAGGGUUUCAGAUUUCUGGAUCAUUGGGAUCUCUUCUGGGGAAGGUAUGACCUGUGCAAAAGAGAUAUUAGACUGCUGGAAAAUUAUGACAGAGGGGUAGUAAUGGGGGACAAGGAAAUGGCACUAGCCAUUUGGAAGCUAAUGGAAAAUGGAAACUUAAGUAUUUUGUAUCAGUCUUUGUUAUGGAAGAAACUUGGAGUGUGUCAGAAGUUCAAGAAUGUCGGGACAGAAGUGAGUUAUUACUAAGGAGAAGGUGCUUGGGAAACUGAAAGGUCUGAAGGUGGAUAAAUCACCUGGACACCUGAAGUGUUCUAGAAAAGGUAGCUGAGGGGAUUGUUGAGGCAUUAGUAAUGAUCUUCCAGGAAUCACA